ACCAUGUGACACGGCACCACUUCGCCGUGCGACCCAGCGGCGGCGCCCGGGUACCUCCCGUCCAUGCUCCUGGGCCCGGGCCCGCGCAGCCCAAGCAUGAGGCCCGACGGCAGGGGACGCUGGGCCGGAGCCACGUUGUCGCCUGCGCUGCUGCUGCUGCUGCUGCUACUGCUGCUGCUGCCGCCGCCGCCGCCGCCACUACUGGGGCGCCUGUGGGCGGCGGGUACCCCCGCGCCUUCGUCGUCUGGGGUGAAGCAGGAUGGUGCACUGGGCGCGGGCCGCGUCAAGCGCGGCUGGGUGUGGAACCAGUUCUUCGUGGUGGAAGAGUACACGGGCACGGAGCCCCUGUACGUGGGCAAGAUCCACUCAGACUCGGAUGAGGGAGAUGGGGCCAUCAAGUAUACCAUCUCAGGCGAGGGCGCCGGGACCAUCUUUUUGAUCGACGAGCUGACGGGUGACAUCCACGCCAUGGAACGCCUGGACCGCGAGCAGAAAACUUUCUACACGCUGCGAGCCCAAGCCCGGGACCGUGCCACCAACCGCUUGCUGGAGCCUGAGUCUGAGUUCAUCAUCAAGGUGCAGGAUAUCAAUGACAGCGAGCCUCGUUUCCUGCACGGCCCCUAUAUCGGCAGCGUGGCUGAGCUCUCACCCACAGGCACAUCGGUGAUGCAGGUGAUGGCCUCUGACGCGGACGACCCCACCUACGGCAGCAGCGCUCGGCUGGUAUACAGCGUGCUCGAUGGCGAACAACACUUCACAGUGGACCCCAAGACUGGUGUGAUCCGGACGGCAGUGCCUGACCUUGACCGAGAGAGCCAGGAGCGCUAUGAGGUGGUGAUUCAGGCCACAGACAUGGCCGGACAGCUGGGCGGCCUCUCGGGCUCCACGACCGUCACCAUCGUGGUCACCGAUGUCAAUGACAACCCACCUCGAUUCCCGCAGAAGAUGUAUCAGUUCAGCAUCCAGGAGUCGGCCCCCAUCGGCACGGCUGUGGGCCGCGUGAAGGCCGAGGACUCGGACGUGGGCGAGAACACAGACAUGACAUACCACCUGAAAGAAGAGAGUGGCAGCGGCGGCGCCGUGUUCAAGGUCACCACGGACAGCGACACUCAGGAGGCCAUCAUUGUGGUGCAGAAGCGCCUGGACUUCGAGUCCCAGCCCGUGCACACCGUGGUCCUGGAAGCCCUCAACAAGUUCGUGGACCCUCGCUUCUCCGACCUAGGCACAUUCCGCGACCAGGCGAUCGUGCGCGUGGCCGUGACCGACGUGGACGAGCCCCCCGAGUUCCGGCCGCCCUCCGGCCUCCUGGAGGUGCAGGAGGACGCGCAGGUGGGCUCCCUGGUCGGCGUGGUGACGGCGCGGGACCCCGACGCCGCCAACCGGCCCGUCCGGUACGCCAUCGACCGCGAGUCGGACUUGGACCAGAUCUUUGAUAUUGAUGCAGACACAGGUGCCAUCGUGACCGGCAAGGGGCUGGACCGGGAGACUGCCGGCUGGCACAACAUCACUGUGCUGGCCAUGGAAGCGGAUAACCACGCCCAGCUCUCCCGGGCAUCCCUGAGGAUCCGAAUCCUGGACGUGAAUGACAAUCCCCCUGAGCUGGCCACGCCCUACGAGGCUGCUGUGUGUGAAGAUGCCAAGCCCGGCCAGCUCAUCCAGACCAUCAGCGUGGUUGACCGGGAUGAGCCCCAGGGUGGGCACCGCUUCUACUUCCGCCUGGUACCUGAAGCUCCCAGCAACCCUCACUUCUCUCUGCUCGACAUCCAAGACAAUACGGCCGCAGUGCACACGCAGCAGGUCGCCUUCAACCGGCAGGAACAGGACGUGUUUUUCCUGCCCAUCCUGGUGGUAGACAGCGGGCCACCUAGCCUGAGCAGCACGGGCACUCUGACCAUUCGCAUCUGUGGCUGUGACAGCUCAGGUGCCAUCCAGUCCUGUAACGCCACUGCCUUCGUCAUGGCGGCCUCCCUCAGCCCCGGUGCCCUCAUCGCCCUCCUGGUCUGUGUCCUCAUCCUGGUCGUGCUGGUGCUGCUCAUCCUCACUCUCCGGCGCCACCACAAGAGCCACCUAAGCUCGGAUGAAGACGAAGACAUGCGGGACAAUGUCAUCAAAUACAACGACGAAGGUGGCGGCGAGCAGGACACGGAGGCCUACGACAUGUCUGCGCUGCGUAGCCUCUACGACUUCGGCGAGCUCAAGGGCGGGGACGCCGGCGGCGGGCCUGCGGGCUCGGGCGGCAGUGCGGGCAGCCCCCCGCAGGCCCGGCUGCCCUCGGAGCGCCACGCGCUGCCGCAGGAGCCACCCAGCCCAGAGCCGGACUUCUCGGUGUUCAGGGACUUCAUCAACCGCAAGGUGGCACAGGCCGACGGGGACCUGUCGGUGCCGCCCUACGACGCCUUCCAGACAUACGCCUUCGAGGGCGCGGACUCGCCGGCUGCCUCGCUCAGCUCGCUGCACAGCGGCUCGUCCGCCUCCGAGCAGGACUUCGCCUAUCUCAGCAGCUGGGGCCCGCGGUUCCGGCCCCUGGCCGCCCUCUACGCCGGCCACCGGGCCACCGACGAUGAGGCCCCAGCCUCCUAGCCCCGUCCCCAGCCAUGGG
This is a messenger RNA of Ochotona curzoniae (black-lipped pika), 2599 nucleotides long. It is a transcript of the gene CDH22, whose product is annotated as cadherin 22. The coding region runs from base 64 to 2580 and encodes 838 amino acids. The record is from RefSeq and is a predicted model, not a curated record. Gene Ontology annotation, cellular component: catenin complex; adherens junction; plasma membrane. Gene Ontology annotation, molecular function: cadherin binding; calcium ion binding. Gene Ontology annotation, biological process: multicellular organism development; adherens junction organization; calcium-dependent cell-cell adhesion. Lineage: Eukaryota; Metazoa; Chordata; Mammalia; Lagomorpha; Ochotonidae. The transcript is spliced from 11 exons.